Pyrenophora tritici-repentis Pt-1C-BFP is the source of this 522-nucleotide messenger RNA. Its product is annotated as MARVEL multi-domain protein. Gene Ontology annotation, cellular component: eisosome; plasma membrane. Gene Ontology annotation, biological process: eisosome assembly; protein localization to plasma membrane. NCBI's taxonomy places the organism in Eukaryota, Fungi, Ascomycota, Dothideomycetes, Pleosporales, Pleosporaceae. The record is from RefSeq and is a predicted model, not a curated record.
AUGGCAAUUGCAAACCCACUCCUCAGCUUCGUCGUUCGCGGCUUACAGGCUGUCUUUGGCAUUGUCGUACUCGGUAUCUCUGUAUCACUUGUACGAGGUCAUCACUGGGGCAGUCUCCCUGCCACUCUGGGAUUCUCAGCUUUUGUAGGCGGCAUCACAAUUCUUGGUGCUGCGCUUGGAGUAGCGGGCAUCUUCCUUGGCUUCUUGGAUGGCACGAUUGCUAUCGUCGUUGAUGCAGUCAUUGCCCUCAUCAACCUAGCCUGUGGAGUUUUACUUGCUAUCAAGGUCUCUGGCGCCGACUGUGACAUGAAUACAGCAAAGGACGCAGACAUGGUUAUACAUAACAACAUCUUCAAUGGCGGCUGUCGCAAGGAUGGUCUUUGUUGGUGCUGGAAUACAAGUGGCUUGGAUACAAUGAAAUCGAGGUGCAUAUCGACCAAAGCGGACUGCGCAUUUAUGUUUCUUACAGUCGUCGUCAUUGCCGUAGCGGCAAUGCUGGUCUUUCUGCGUACGAGGAAGUGA